AUGGGGAAGCGGGAGCGGGAGGGGGCGCUGAACAAGGCGCGCUGCCUCGACUUCGUGCGCCGGCUGUGGGACAAGGACGCGCUCAAGAUGUUCCACCACCCCGUCAGCGCCACGGAGCUGCCGGACUACCACACGCGCAUCAAGUUUCCCGUCGACCUCUCGACCAUCCGCCGCGGCGUGGAGGCCGGCACGUACGACAGCGACGCGGAGGUGCAGAACGCCGUGGCGCAGAUGAUCUCCAACGCGCUGGAGUACAACGCGAAGGGCACGGAGUGGCACCGCCAGGCGCUGGAGUUCCGCAAGACGUACGUGGAGCUCGCGAAGCAGUGCGGCCUGGCCGUGGACGAGGACGCCGCCUACAUUCCCGCCGCGGCCUUCGAGGACGACGAGUCGACGCUGCGCAAGGCGGAGAAGAUGCACGGGGAAAACAUCGGGGACGUGCUGAAGAACCUCGAGGAGGACAAGGCGGUCCCGCUGGAGGAGCUUCGGGCGAAGUACGGACGGGCAGAGAAGGACGCGGGGGACAACAACAACCACGGGAGCGACGGCAACGGCAGCGGCAGCAGCGGUGCAACCGACGAGGAGGAGGAGAGUGAAGACUACGAGGAGGAAGAGGAGGAGGAGGAGGAGGAGGAGGAGGAGGAGGAGGAGGACGACGACGACUAA
Trypanosoma conorhini is the source of this 666-nucleotide messenger RNA. RefSeq names its product bromodomain protein. NCBI's taxonomy places the organism in Eukaryota, Euglenozoa, Kinetoplastea, Trypanosomatida, Trypanosomatidae. Gene Ontology annotation, molecular function: protein binding. The record is from RefSeq and is a predicted model, not a curated record. The transcript has a single exon. The coding region runs from base 1 to 666 and encodes 221 amino acids.